Saccostrea echinata is the source of this 2492-nucleotide messenger RNA. RefSeq names its product protein SPT2 homolog. The record is from RefSeq and is a predicted model, not a curated record. Bases 122 to 2146 code for a protein of 674 amino acids. Lineage: Eukaryota; Metazoa; Mollusca; Bivalvia; Ostreida; Ostreidae. The transcript is spliced from 6 exons. Gene Ontology annotation, molecular function: histone binding; DNA binding. Gene Ontology annotation, cellular component: nucleolus. Gene Ontology annotation, biological process: regulation of DNA-templated transcription; nucleosome assembly.
AGGUGGCAGUGUAAGCUCAUCUUCCUGUUUAUUGGAUUGGAGAAGAUGUAAAGAUGAAGUAAGCAGAAUUUCUGCAGUUUUCUCCGUUUGACGAGCGGUAAAAGUUUGUCCUUCUUCCGAAAUGGACUUUCAAAACAUUCUCUCAAUAGCAGCUCAAAAUUCCAGCUCGAAACAGGUUAAGAAAGUCUUUAGCACUCAACUUGCACCUCCCAAGAAAGAAAAGAAAGACAAAGAAGUAAAAUCAGAGAUCGUAAAAAAGCUUAUUGAAGAGAAAGAGAGGGAGAAAAGAGAAGCUGAGGAGGCAAGGGAGAGGAUCAAACGUAAAAUAGAAGAGGCAAAGGAACGAAAGAAGAGGGAGAAAGAGCUGAAGUUAAAGAGAGAAAAAGAAGAAGAGGAGAGGAGAAGGAAAGAAGAGGAAAAGAGAAACAGAUUCAAAAUCCCCAAGAAAGGGGAGAGUACCACAGACAAAAAUGAUAUUAAAAGUUCUACCUCAUCUUCAUCAGGUUCAACAUCAACAUCAAUAUCAUCAAAGGCCAGAACAGCAUCUGUGGCUGGCAAAAAUGCUCUGCUAAAGAAUUCAGAAUCCAGAAAAUCUGAUGUUAUAAAAAAGCACAAGCCUGAUGCCAAAGUGAAAAACCAUGUAGACAAAGUGUCAGAUAAAUUAAAAAAUUCUUCAGGUAAUGGUGAGGAUGAGAAAAUAGACCCCACAACUGUUAAACCUACAGCAAUUUCCUCUCAACAAAGAAGUUCACAUUUAUAUGACAGUAUUGAAAAGAAGAAAAUUAAGAAUGAGACAGAAGUAGAAAGGAAACGAAGAGAGUUUGAAGAGAAACGAGCUCGACUAUUGCAGCAAAUAAAAGCAAAAGGUGUGGAAAUUGAGAAACCAGUUGUAGUAAGAAAGACGGAGAAGUCAAAGAGCAGUAAGGACUCGGACAAAAAAUCUGAAAAGAAAAGCAAAAGUGAAAAACAGUCAGAGCAAGAGAAGAUCUCAGAUAAAUUAAAUAACAAAUCAAGUACAACCUCUGUGAGACAGGAACUGAGUAAGCCUUCUGUGAGUGAGAAAAUCAAGGCACAUAACAGUGGUAAGAAAAUGCCUCCACCUAUGGGUUUUAGUGACCUUCUGAAACUAGCUCAAGUCAAAGCCAGUGAGCCUGUGACAAUGGAGAGUUUGAAGAAGGUGGAUAAGCCAAAGAAAGAGACAGAUAGGUUAAUGACGAAGGAAGAGAGGGACCGAUAUAUGGAAGAACAAGCAUGUAGACAAAGGAAGACGUCCUUAAUGGGAAAAGCUCAGACUUCAAGUGGAAAUAUAAAUGACAAAUCAUCAUCAAGUAAGAGAGAAAACAAUGAUGGAAAUUCUAAACAUUCCAAGGAGAAGAGUAUCAGGGAAAGCAGAGAGGAUCGUAGUUCUCCGAAACUUAAAAACUUGUUAAUUAAUGGAGUCAAAAGUAGUUCACCAGAAACGAGCAAAAUGAAUUCCACAUUAAAACGGAAAUCAGAGGCGUAUCCAAAUUCAAAACCAUCAUCACAUAUGAUCUCAAAAUCCUCAUCAUCAAGUGCUUUACACAGACCACAUGAUAAUUCUGAUGCAAAGAAAAGACGGGUGGACAGUCCGUCCAUGUCAAAGGGUAGCACAGGCUCUCCAAGCUUGGGGAGACCUAACGGACAGUCAUCCCACAAACCAGCUGAGAAACGGAGAGCUUAUGACAGUGAGAAUGAAAAUGUAUUAGUGUGUGGACCACCAAAACAAAAACCGGAGGCUGCAUUGAAUCCAUUUGAUCGUAUUUAUGGACAAAUAAAGAAAAACCAUCCCAAACCAGAGAUGAAGAAACGUCGGAUUGAGAGUGAUGAGGAGGACAGUGAGUAUGAUGAGGAGAUGGAGGGUUUCAUCACAGAUGAGGGCAGUGACCUGGAGGAGGACUAUCCUCAGGACAUGGAUUACUCAAAACACAUCCGCCAGAUCUUUGGCUAUGAUCGACGGAAAUACAAGUAUGAAAGUGACCGAGAUAUUGCCAAUAUGGAAUCAAACUUUGCUCAGCAGAUGAAAGAGGAGGCCAGAAGUGCACGACUUGGAUUGCAAGAAGACUUGGAAGACAUAAGGAGGGAAGAAGAAGAAUUAAAGAGGAAAAUGGAGAAGAAGAAAAGAUAACUUAAGAGACCUCAGAUGGAAUUAUAAUGACCAAUGUUACAGAAAUCAGAGAAAAGCAUUUUUCAUAUAUGUUAUUUAAUUCUAUUUGGUUUUUGACAUAUAAAAAAUUGUCAAAAGGGUUCAUUUUUGAUGCAAGCAUUUGUUAUUUAUUGUGCUUCAGUGCCAUGUAACUAUCUUUGUUUUUCUGUAUACCUUGUUAAUACCUUUUGCUUCUGAUUAUCCAGAGGGAUUGCAGGAAAGUCGCUUGAUAUGUUGUGCCUGUGAUAUUAUGUAUCUUCUUCUGUACAGUUAAUGGCUUAUAUGAAUUUGUAUACAAGUUUCGGUUUACAAUUUUGUUUUGUGGAUU